CGGACGAUAAGAGCUGUGGGACCACCGGAUGUGGUGAAAUGUUUUCGAAAUUCGGCAUGAAGAACAACAGAGCAACAUAAAAGGCUACCUACUCACCACAUACCUUGGGAGAGAGUGACAGUGUUACAGAUCUGUCUGCAUGAAUGUGUAGACGAGACACCUUCACUGGGUGAGUAACCAUCGGCUGAUAUUUGCGGCAUGAAUCCACCCAAUCCGUUCGGCCGACCACAAGGUGGGGCUUUCCAAGCCCCAAGCAACACCAUGAAGACUGGCUUGUUCCAGAAAUUUGGACAACAAAGUUCCAACAACCAGCCUCAGACGAUGGAAGUUCUUCAACCCUCAGCGUUUGGACAGCCACCUGGAUUGAUCCAGCCCUCAGCUCAUGGAAAUACCAUGUUUGGACAGGCCCCUGUUUUUGGACAGCCGUCUGCACAGCAAGCUCCAGCGUUUGGGCAGCCAUCAGUGACAACAAGUAGCUCAGGCUUUGGCAGUGGCACAGCACCAGCUUUUGGACAGACUAGUGGACUGAACCAGGCCUCAGUCUUUGGGCAGCCUUCUGCAUUUGGGCAGGCAUCAGGAUUUAGUCAGCAGGCUCCGGGAUUUAGUCAGCAGGCUCCGGGAUUUAGUCAGCAGGCUCCAGGAUUUGGACAGACCCAGAUGACCUCUGUGCCCACCACUACCAUAGGACAAUCUCAGCCACCUGGGUUUGGACAGUCUGCAUUUGGGCAGUCUGCAUUUGGACAACCAGCAUCUACCAGUGUCACUAGUGUAUUUGGUAACAGUGUGACACAGAACAAACCCUUAGGACCAUCCAAAUUCAGUUUUAAACCAGCCACUGAGGCACUUUUCAAACCCAUCUUCAGUGCCAGCCCCGAGCCUACUAACCCUCAAACUACAACCAUGUCCAGCUUACCUUUUGGGAGCAGUGGUAACCAGACAACCUCCAGCAGCAGCACCACCACAGGCUUUUCUCAGUUGACAAGUGCUAAUUCUGGGCCAACAGGCUUUAGCUUCUCACUGCCAGCUGCAGCUCCCUCUAUCUCUACUCAAAACAACCCACUAACAACUAGUAAUAGUGGCGGUCCUACAAAACAUUUGCAAUUUACUUUUUCCCAGCCAGCUCCUCCUUCUAGCUCGAGCACCACAAAUGCAUCCACCGCCCAGCCCUCUACUCCAUCUUCAUUUAGUUUUUCAAUCAAGCCCCCUCAGACCCAGACACCACUUUUUGAAGGCACCAAUUUUGGUCAGCACUCAUCUUUUGGUGACAACAAAGGUCAAACAGAGAGCAUUACAGAUGAGAAAAGGAGUAAUGUUGAAGCCUUAGAGGACACAAAUGUAUUUGCUAGAUUGGGUAAAGGUACUAAGCGUAAGGAGGAUCCAGUGGUUCCCAACAUCAGCCAAGAGAAGCCUGCCACAGUGGAGGAUGUUCUAGCAGAACCAGACUCAGCAAGGCACCCCCCUAAGAGGCCCCUUAUGAGGUCCCAUGGCCCACCAGGCUUAUUUGGAAGGGCACUAAGUGGUCUUCGUAAAGACGGUACGAACUUUGGAAGGCGGGAGGCCACAAAGGAGCCUCAGCAGCAGCCACUGAAGUGGGAUGAGACUGAGAGGGAACAUAUCCAGGGUCAGGAUGAUAACAUGGCUGCUACACCACCCACUGCACAAACUCUCACCAAAGAUGUGCUGGAAAAAGCAGAAGAGUCAGCAAAAACCACCAACCCGGAGCUUCUAAGUUUUACCCCGGUGAAACGUGGGGUACGCAGGGAGAGCUCAGAGAGCCUCAGCGGCGGGUCUUCCAUAGACUGCACUGUCCUCCAUUGUCGGAAUAUCCCACCGAAACUCAACAGAAAGAACAUUAUCGAGAAGCACUUUGCUCGUUUUGGCAAAGUCACAAAAGUGAUUUGCCGCCCUGCAAAAAACUUUGCCUUCAUAUACUUUGAUGAUCAUGCAUCAGCAGCACAGGCCAAGAAGAAAGGCAAAGUCCUUCAUCAACAUGAACUCAUUCUGUUGUGGCAAAGAAAGAAGCAGAGUCCAGCAGAGAAAGAGAGCAGAUCUGCAGUAGGAAAAGAGGAAUUAGGAGAAAGCUCAGAGGACACACAGUCCAGCGCUACAUCCUCCACAUUCAGAAGAGCUCAACUCAGGGCUUCCGAAGGCACCAGCACCAUGACCUUUAGGAGCAGCUCUCCAGCAAAGAAGAUCACAUCAGCUAAGUCUCUGCAGUUCAACACUGAACCACAGAAAGAGAGUGCCACAGAGCCACAGAGCUCAGAGCGCCCAGUCCCCUCCUCCCUCCUCCACCUGAUUGGCCAGGUGGCAGAGACCACUGAGGACAAGUAUCGUCUGCUGGAGCAGAGGGAUAAGGAACUACGUCAAGGUCGGCCCAAACGCACAGACCUGAAUCUGUCGAAGGCCUUUGUGGGGACGUGUCCCGACAUGUGUCCAGAGAAGGAGAGGUACAUGAGAGAGACACGGAAUCAGCUCAGCAUAUUCGAGGUCAUCCCAAGCACAGAGAUGGUGGAUCACACAGCAGCCAUCAAGGAGUACAGUCGCUCCUCAGCAGAUAAGGAGGAUCCUCUGCCCAAUGAAUUGCGCCCCCUGCCUGUGCUCGGCAUGACCAUGGACUAUCUGGUGACUCAGAUCAUGGACCAGGGCCAUGACAACUACCGCGACUGGUAUGACUUUGUCUGGAACAGAACCCGUGGCAUCCGCAAGGACAUUACCCAGCAGCACCUGUGCUGCCCACAUACGGUGUCGCUGAUCGAGAAGUGCACACGCUUCCACGUACACUGUGCCCACCACCUCUGCGAGCAGCACAUCUCAUCGUUUGACCCCAAGAUCAACAACGAGAACAUGACAAAGUGUCUGCAGAGUCUCAAAGAAAUGUACCAGGACUUGGCUAUGCGUCAAAUCUACUGCUCCCAGGAGGCAGAGUUCCGCCAGUACAGCGUUCUGCUCAGGCUCAAUGACGGGGACAUCCUGCGUGAGGUGCAACAAUUCCGUGAUGAAGUGCGUAACUCGUCGGAGGUGAAGUUUGCUGUUCAGGCGUUCGCUGCAGUCAACAGCAACAACUUUGUGCGCUUCUUCAAGCUGGUGAAAGGAGCCUCCUACCUCGCCAGCUGCCUCCUACACAGAUACUUCAAUCAGGUCAGAGCGAAGGCCUUACAGAUCCUGAACAUCGCUCACACUGUGGGUCCACGGUCGACUGCAUUUCCAGUCGAGGACGUAACUCGGAUGUUAAUGUUCCGCAGCACCGCUGAAGCAGCUGACUUUAUUCAGCAGUAUGGCCUGAACGUCAAUGAAGAUGUGGUCGAGCUGAGUCGCACGGCAUAUCAGGAGCCAGAGCUGCCGCUGUCCCAGAAAAAGUCUGAGGUCAUCCUCGCAAAGAAAACCAUGUUGGUUGGCGAGGUGGUGAAUGGAAGCCCGCUCCCUAACCCUCCCCAGCAUGCCCCCAUCUGCAGCUUUGACGCGCAGAACAAGUACCUUGGAGAAUUGACUUUGGCUGAGCCCACUACAAGCCAGUUUAACGCUCUGCCUGCUAAGCUGGAGGUGAAGGCAUCACCCAGCUACCCAGAGACAUUGCCACAGGUCACAUCGCUUCUCGACACCCGCUCUGACUUUGGGCUCCCUCCAGCUGUUCCAGAUGUGCCGGCUGAAUCACAUUACAGCUCGUCCCACACGGCCGACGCCCCGCAGUUCUUCCAGCCGAUACAUCAACCUCAGCCUGUGAAGUCACCCUCUCCCCCUCCUCUUCCUCCUCCUCCAGUGUAUAGUGACGAGGAAAUAAGGGCUGAACUGAAUUGUGUGAUUGAAGAGGUCGUCGAAGCAGCACUGAGGGAAAUCGCUGAUGUUGGUGCCAGCUAUGCCAAAACAGCUCUCGCGGAGAGCAGUGUGCAGAUGGAGUCACUGGUGGGUGAGGUAUUGGGACAGAUGCUGAAGGAGGUCUCCUCCACCGAGAUCAAGUUAGAACAGGAGCGUGUUGCAGAAGAGAAACGCAAGCGUGAAGAAGCCAGGAGGAGGCAGGAGCAUGAGGCUUUCCUGAAUCAGUUCAGCGAGUGUCUCUGCACAGAGCUCAUCCACCAAGUUGUCGACGAGACCAUCAAAGAAACCUGCAAAUCUGAGAUCCAGCAAGCAGUGAAUGAGAAAGCACAGCGUGUGGCUAAAUGCACGGAGCAGGUCUGCAGCCGUCUGGUUGAGGAGACUCUGAAUACAGAUAUUGCUCUGAUAGCUGAAGAAAUCCUUGAUGUCGAGCUGCAAAGAAUCCACAAGUACAUCAAAAUGUGGCGUGACGUGGUAGCAGUCCGUCGGCAACUGAAGAGACAGAUGAGAGGUUUCCCCGCAGCUCCGUGCUGUGUGGACCCAAGAUUCAAACUCAAGGCUCUGGCUCCCAGUGCCCCUGUACAGCCCUCCAUAGCAGAUCUGGCUCACGGUGUGGUCAACCUGGGCAAUGCUGGCACCUUAGCCCUGUCUAGCACCAGGUUAUUAAAAAUGAGGCAAGAAGCAAUCCACCAGAUGAGAGUCCACUACUUUCAUCAGCUGCUGCUUGAUGAAAUGGUGUGGGCUCCGCUCGACCUGCCAGCACUGGUGGCAGAGAACAUCCCUGACCCGCCUGUCCGAGUCUUCUGGAAGCUCGCUCUCCUGUUACCCAGCAACCACGAGAGUGAAGCCAGCCUGGCCGACGGGAUUCUGUCGGACUGGCUGGAGGUGAAACUCGGUGGCGAGGGGUCAGAGGUCAGGAAGGAGCAGCCAGACGGCACACUGCAGACACUGUGCGUCACCAACACUCUGCAGGAGAAAGAACAACACACGCACAUAGUCCAUGUCAGCGUCAAGGCGUGCCGAGGUCCACUGACUGAAGACAGUCUGUCCAAAAUGGAGGAAAUUGAUGAGCUCAAUGGGACAGGAGCUCUGAUCAUGUUGCUCCCCACCAUGCCGUUCAUGCAUCCAGGCCGUGAUGAGCAGGACGUUCCUCUGCUGUCCGCCUUGCUUCAGCUCAAACAGCUGCAGCAGGCCAGCAGCUGGCACUGCCCUCUGCCUCUGGUCAUUCUGGUUCCAGGGCCUGAUGGUGGUGCUGAUGAUGAACAGAAACUCGGAGAAGCCCUGAUGCUGCACACACUGGUCCAGGAAGGUCUGAUAUCAGAGUUCAUGUUCUUCUUCAUACCAGAGACCACAAGUGACAUCCAAGGAUCUAAACAGCUGAGCUCUGCCAUGUGUUGGCUGCUUGCUCGUGCCCCUCCAUCCUUCCCACUCGCCUGUAGGUCCCUGGUGGAACUUGUCGAGGCCAGUUUGAGUCGAGAGUUCAAUUCCAGAGUGCACAGCCACCAGCAGGAACGAGCCACCGCACAUCUUCCCCCACAGGACCCCGCACCCAUCAUCCAGCUGUACAAUGCAGUCCUGGUUCACAUUGCCGACGCGGUGUCUUCCGAGGACCUCUGCAAAAUCUCGUGGCCGCCAGGCGAGUUCAGCCUCCCCGAGAAUCGGCACUUUGUUCCUCAUCUGGGCUUUAACUCACCUCGGCAUCUUGCCUGGCUACAAAAAGCCAUCCUCAGUCUGCAGCUGCCACAGUGGGUGCAGCUUUCUUCUAUAGACUCUUGGUCUGAACUCCGUGCCUCCAUCUAUCACUACGCCGCUCAGAUCCCAGUCUCGCCUCACAGUCAGCCUCUUCUAAUGUCACGCCUGGAAAACCUUCUGGAAAAGGUCAGGCUCAAGUGUCACUGUGCCAAAACCCCCGGAUCUGCCGUCACCAUGAGAAGCUGGGACAGUGGGGAUGAUGGUGUUUUACCAGCCUACGUUCAGAUCCCCUGGGAAGACAUACUGGUGAUUUGCAUCGAUCACAAACUGAAAGACUGGCAGAUUCCUGGGCCACCUGUUUGUAAAGACGCUGUGACAGAGGAUGGAGAGAUCCUGGUUUACUUCCCCACAGAGGCACUGAACACUUUCCAGCCACCUGAUGAAUGGACCAAGGCCACCAGACGAACACACAGAGAGAAGAAGCAGCAGGAGGAGGAGAUCGGAGCAAGUGCAGCCGCCUGCAUCACACCCAGCAGUCAGUCCCUCAGACAGAGGCUGUUUCACAAUGUGGUAGAGACACCCGAGUCCUUGGCUGCCCCGAUGGACAUCUCACACACUCCCACGGCACAAGAACUGAUGACCCACAAACUCCUCCAGAGCAUAGAGGACGAGAAGGCUGAAAGCAAAAGGAGCAUGGAGCAGCUUCAGCGUUGGCUCGAUGGUGACACCUUGGACCACUUGUCCACACCACUCUUCCUUCCGUCCUCCACCCUGUUGUCCAUGCCCACAACCAUAACUCGCAAGAUUAGAGAUGGCGGUCUUACACAGAAGUCUGGUAAUCGGACACAGAGAGCAGAGCGGCCCCUAAAGGUUCCGGCAUCGUUUGAAUGGCGACUGAAGGAACUGGAGCGGCAGAUUUUGGCGAGCCAAGAGGAAGAGCUUGCCUGCAGCCUGGAGCUGAGCGGUCUGCUCAACAUUGUUGAUGACUGACCAACAAGUGAUGCUCUGUCUUUCCAGUUACAUAUUUACCAAUGUUUGAUUAAGUGAGGCAAAAUGAGUUUUUUGUCUCUGAGAGACUACAUCGAACUUUUAAGUCUGUUUCAUCAGAAUGUUUUAUUUGAUUUUUUUAUAGGUAUAUAUUACAGGUAUGAGUGUUUUUUUUAAUUAGAGAAAACAAACCAAGAUGAUUAGUUCUUGGUUUAUGUUGUACCAUUAAUAUAGCAGAGUUUUAAAUAUGUGUACAAAUACAGCAUCUAUUUGAUGCUCAUUCUGAAUGCUGUGUGAAAAAUAUUUUUUUGUGUGUCUUUAACAAGCUUAAAUACUUGUAUGGUAGCUUGUGUCUUUGUACUGUUUAGUUGUGACAUUUUCUAUUAAAUAUAACAUUGACAAAA
Messenger RNA from Solea senegalensis (Senegalese sole), 6896 nucleotides. RefSeq names its product minichromosome maintenance complex component 3 associated protein. Gene Ontology annotation, cellular component: transcription export complex 2; nucleus; cytoplasm. The record is from RefSeq and is a predicted model, not a curated record. Lineage: Eukaryota; Metazoa; Chordata; Actinopteri; Pleuronectiformes; Soleidae. The coding region runs from base 199 to 6495 and encodes 2098 amino acids. Gene Ontology annotation, biological process: mRNA export from nucleus. The transcript is spliced from 29 exons. Gene Ontology annotation, molecular function: RNA binding.